AUGGCUUCCUCAAAUAUCAACCUCCUCGCUCGCCCUGUCCAGCUCGCCCUUGGGUGGGAAAAAUGCAUCCGGAGGAUUUUUUCACAGGCCAGAGUCUCGCAGGAUGAGAAAGUCGAGUCAUAUGCCGCAGAAUAUACAUGCAUCAGCAGAGAUUUGCUCACCAUAAUGCCUGAACUCAAGGAGGGCCAAUACCCAGUCACACUAUUCAUGGAUCUCCAGGGUGGCCCUGUGGUCGGCAUGGGAUUCUACAAUUUCCAGCCUUCAGUUCAUUUCCACAAAAUGCAGCUUCCGCUUCACAAGCAGGAGGAACUUCAACGCCAGGUCCCUGAAGUUCCUGUCAACAUCCCUUACCCUGUUCGUGACGAUGGGUCUGUCAUGUACCCACCCAGUUUCAAUUUCGACUUUGGCUCUUUUCUGCCCUUGGCGUCCAAUGACGGUCAGCCGAUCGCAACUGCGGAGUCCGCUGCACAAGCGCCCAUGUCCACCACUGGGCCGGGGGGUGACAACCCCACCACCGCACCGCCUCCAGCUUCAGACGCCUCGGUGCCUGGUUCAACUCCAGUGGUUGGCCCCGCUCUGACAGUUGUCCCCACUCUUGCCCCUGCCCCUGCUGCAAUCACUGCCCCUAAUCCACCAAUUGCACCAUCUUCGACAUUGGGCCACACUCCAACCCCUGCUCCGACUCUACCUACGAUAGUUCUCCCCGUCCAACCCGCGCUCCCAACCCGUGUUGUUCAGACAACCUGGCCAUACAAGAAGUCAACAACUGCAGCCUCGCAAACCAGUUGCACCCCAAUCGUUGACUUGGAGGGACAGAACAUUGACAAGUCCAGUCCCAAGAAGCAGUCAUGUGUGCCAACUUCAAAGGCUAUAAUCGUCAACAGCGACGCAGAGCUUAGCCCCAACACCUUACCAUGGAACAGCCAGCCGGAGAAUGGUGCACAGGACAUCGCUCAUGCCAUUAACUCUGUGAUGGCCACCUCGAGCUCUCCGCAGCAGUCCUCUGGCAAAUGUUCUAAUUGCGCAACGGCCUUGCUCGCAUGUGUCCAUGCUCCAGGUGAGGGGAGAAAGCCGUGCAAAUGGUGCAUGGAGGGAGGCUACCGGUGCAGCUUUGUUGACUGCACGUGCUGCAUUUAUCAUCGUAUUGCAUGCAUCCCGUCCUCGAAGACCAUUUGCGAACCCUGCAACCAAGCCAAGGAGAAGUGCAGUCAUGUUCCAGACAAGCCGAUGCGCACCAAGGCAGCGCCGGAGGGCACCAAGUCACGACCGGAGGAGGCUGAAGCGAUGGCGCUGGCGGACGACAAAGACAAGCCUCUGGCCAAAGCCACCAAACCUUACUCUCUGAGGGAGGCGAUCAAGCAAAAAAUUGCAGCACUGAUCGAAUCACUCGAACAGCUCAAGACCUACUUCAAGGCUUAUACUGAUGAGCAGGACACCCUUUGUGAGACGUUAAGCCACCUGGUCAACACCAACCAGCAGACCUCCCUGGAAGUGAAGACCAGCUUCCAGGCAAUAGUUGACGCAUUUACCACCCACACGGAGAGACUUCAAGAACUCAGCAAGACUGUUGCAAGAUUCAACAACGCCACCGAGUCUGCCUCAAUGGAUGCCUUGGCUACCGGUGGGUUACCCGAACAGAAUCCCGGAGCUCUUUACCAGUCCGACUUCCUAGACACAGGCGAUUUCUAUCCGCAAGCCGACAUGCUCCAGCAAGUCCAUGGUGAAUUUACUCUGGCAAUGCAGAUGACGGUCGAUCCACAAGCCUUAGUGAUGCAGCAACAACCGGAGCAGCAGUUCAACUUCCCCAGCAUGAACACCUUGCCUCAGCAUCAAACCACAGCCCCAUCGACUUCUUACACGCAGAACUCCUCACAGGUUGACACCUUCAUGUGCCUCGUGAUUCCAGCAGACCUCAACAUGAAUAUGCACCCUCAGCACCUGGUCCAAUGCCCUAGCUCGAUGCCUGGAGGGAUGCCGACCACCUCAAACUUCGGUCCAGUCAACAUUGAGCGGCCUAGGUCUGGUCCCGCCAUGCAGGUACAUAGUCAGGUCAAGAAGCGUCUGGCAGACGAACUUCAACAGUUAAUGAUGAAGCGCGGCCGCAUUGGUUAG
This is a messenger RNA of Cyclocybe aegerita, 2112 nucleotides long. The record is from the annotation of a GenBank genome assembly. Lineage: Eukaryota; Fungi; Basidiomycota; Agaricomycetes; Agaricales; Hemipholiotaceae.